CCCCUCCAUCUCUACCCCCACCCUCAGCCCAAUCUCGCCACUUGCUUUUAUAAUAAUCCGACAUUAACUCUCUCUCUCUCUCUCUCUCUCUCUCUCUCUCUCUCUCUCUCUCUCUCUGCAUUUGCAUAGGCUGCAAUCGGAAGUCGGUCACUGUGUAAAGUAAUGGCAGACGCUAGUGGAGGGUACACUGAGUUUCCCGCAGUGUCGACUCACGGAGGCCAGUUCAUCCGCUAUAACAUAUUUGGUAAUGAAUUUGAGAUCACUAACAAGUAUCGUCCUCCAAUCAUGCCUAUUGGUCGUGGUGCUUAUGGAAUCGUCUGCUCGAUGUUGAACUCUGAGACGAACGAGAUGGUUGCUGUGAAGAAGAUUGCAAAUGCUUUUGAUAAUUACAUGGAUGCUAAGCGGACGCUUCGCGAGAUCAAGCUUCUUCGACAUUUGGAUCAUGAAAAUAUAAUUGCUAUAAAAGAUAUAAUCCCACCACCUCUAAGGAGAGAGUUCAGCGAUGUCUACAUCACCACUGAGCUUAUGGAUACUGACCUUCACCAAAUCAUUCGAUCCAAUCAGAACUUAUCAGAAGAGCAUUGUCAGUACUUCUUGUAUCAGCUCCUACGAGGGUUGAAGUAUAUUCACUCUGCCAAUGUGAUUCAUAGAGACCUGAAGCCAAGUAAUUUGCUACUGAAUGCAAAUUGUGAUUUAAAAAUUUGUGAUUUUGGGCUUGCACGAACAAGUGCUGAGAACGAUUUUAUGACUGAAUAUGUUGUGACAAGAUGGUAUCGGGCCCCUGAGCUCCUGCUUAACUCUUCAGAUUACACUGCAGCCAUUGAUGUCUGGUCAGUUGGCUGCAUCUUCAUGGAGCUCAUGAACAAAAAGCCUUUGUUUCCUGGUAAAGAUACUGUCCAUCAAAUGCGCAUAUUAACAGAGCUUUUAGGUACCCCAACUGAAUCUGAUCUUCGGUUUAUUCGUAAUGAAGAUGCAAAAAGGUAUCUUGCUCAACUCCCUCAACAUCCUCGCCAAUCAUUAUUAAAGAUGUUCCCACACGUUCAUCCAUUGGCUAUUGAUUUGGUUGACAAAAUGUUGACUUUGGAUCCAACUAAACGAAUCACAGUUGAGGAUGCAUUAGAACACCCUUACCUUGCUAGACUACAUGAUGUAGCCGAUGAGCCAAUUUGUUCGAAUCCUUUUUCAUUUGAAUUUGAGCAACAAGUUCUGGGAGAAGAGCAGAUUAAGAACUUGAUAUAUGAGGAGGCAUUAGCACACAAUCCGGGGUUUGCUUAAAGGAAUGGAAUUCAGCACUCUACAAUAUAAUAUGCUAAAUAAAUCUGGUAUGAAAAAAAAGAUGUCUCCAUCUCCAUGCUCCAAAACUGGAACUGCAAAUGUGUUGUAGUUAGUAUGUAUUAUUGAUGUAAACCAAUUUGCAGAUGAAUCUAGUGGCUGAUGAGUCAUGAGUGUUGUUGUUUAAAUUUGAAAUUGUUUUAUUGCUUUUUGGUUGAUGGAAGGGGUUUGGUUUUCAGACUCCUUUUUGAUACCUUAUGGGUUGUGUUGAUGAGUUGUUAAAGUAGGAUGGAUUUAGGAUAUGGUGUAAUGCAAUCUAUAGUUGAUUACUUAAGAUCUAUUUAUGUAUUUUCUUUCUAUGAGAA
Messenger RNA from Lactuca sativa (garden lettuce), 1637 nucleotides. Its product is annotated as mitogen-activated protein kinase 3. Gene Ontology annotation, molecular function: ATP binding; MAP kinase activity. NCBI's taxonomy places the organism in Eukaryota, Viridiplantae, Streptophyta, Magnoliopsida, Asterales, Asteraceae. The record is from RefSeq and is a predicted model, not a curated record. Gene Ontology annotation, biological process: protein phosphorylation.